Messenger RNA from Epithele typhae, 1152 nucleotides. RefSeq names its product Lipoyltransferase and lipoate-protein ligase. Gene Ontology annotation, biological process: protein lipoylation. The transcript is spliced from 7 exons. Gene Ontology annotation, cellular component: cytoplasm; mitochondrion. Gene Ontology annotation, molecular function: lipoyltransferase activity. Bases 1 to 1152 code for a protein of 383 amino acids. The record is from RefSeq and is a predicted model, not a curated record. NCBI's taxonomy places the organism in Eukaryota, Fungi, Basidiomycota, Agaricomycetes, Polyporales, Epitheliaceae.
AUGCUAUUCACCUUCACACGCACAUUCCAUGCCUCGCGCACAGUGCUGCAUCUUCGACGACAUGCGUCCACCUCACUGCUCUCACCCAACCAUUCCAUCUACGUCUCAAGCUCCACCAAUCCCUACUUCAACUUGACUUUCGAAGACUGGCUGUUCCGGCACAAGUCUCCGGAGAAGCCCAUGCUGCUGCUCUACCGCGACGAUCCUUGCGUCGUCGUCGGACGGAACCAGAACCCGUGGAAGGAGGUGAACCUGCGCGCGGCCCACGAGGCCGGCAUCCCGUUCAUACGGCGGUUCAGCGGAGGGGGCACGGUGUACCACGACCUCGGCAACACGAACUUCUCGAUCCACCUCCCGCGCGCGACGUUCGACCGUCACGCGACCGCGCAGGUCGUGCUCCGCGCGGUACGCUCUCUCGGUGUGGACGCGACGGUGAACGACCGGAACGACAUAUGCGUGGGCAAGGACAAGAUACGUCUUAUUCUUUCCGUGACUCGCGCGGUUCUGCGUUCGGCUGACGGUCGUUUGGACAUUUACGUCUCGGGCUCGGCGUACAAGAUCGUGAAGGACCGAGCGUACCACCACGGGACGAUGCUCAUUUCUACGCGUCUGGACACUCUCGGGGAACUGUUGCGCUCUGGGAAGGACACGAUGGAGACUCGCGGCAUCGCUUCGGUGCGGUCGCCGGUGUGUAACCUGCAGCAGCACGGCGCACAAGUGAGCCACGAGGAGUUCGUGAACGCGGUGGUGAACGCGUUCCGGGAAGAGUAUGGGGUGGUGGAGAAGGUGCACGCCGUCGAUGAUACAGGUGGCGCUCAGAACAUUGAGUACAUUCGGAAGGGAAUGGCGGAAUUGAAGACUUGGGAUUGGGCCUUCGGUCAGACUCCAGAGUUCACGUACAAGAUUGAGAACACAUUCCCUUGGGGCACAGUGAAGGCGGAGUUCCUGUCGAAACAUGGCGUCAUUCUCUCUUGUGUGCUGUACCCGCCUGAGGGUGCAGAGGAAUCGGUGAAGUCGGGUCUUGCGCUAAUGUCGAUGGUGUUGGAGGGGCAGCGGUACGGCGCAGCAGAUGACAGACCGAGGUCUUUGGCGCGUGACAGCGAGGACUUGUGGGCAGUGUGGGAUUGGCUGAGGAAAGCAAUGGACAGCUAG